Molecule: messenger RNA, 786 nt
Organism: Brassicogethes aeneus
Lineage: Eukaryota; Metazoa; Arthropoda; Insecta; Coleoptera; Nitidulidae
Source: the annotation of a GenBank genome assembly
AUGAUAAUUUUCAAUUUGAGCAGGACAGAGUCUGCAAUCGAAAAUAGUUUAAAAGAUUCAUACACAGAAACAAGAGAAAAUAAUUUUCACACUGAAACAAAUAGUGACAAGAACAAUCACUAUUACAUAGCUGGACAGCUUACGGCCUUAGGAAUAGUACAUUGUGGCUUUGGUCUACGAUGUUUUUCACAACUGCUUUUCUCAUUGUUGGUAGAAAGCCCUGAAAACAUCCAUCCCACCUUGGAUGAUCUUACAGAACAAGACAUAAAAAAUGAAAUUUGCAUGGCUAUGGAUGCUUGCGACUUGCAAGCUCUCCGAAAUAUUGUCUAUGAAGGCACCUUCAUCCGUUUAGCUGGUUGGGAACAAAUUAGUGUCUUAGAAAAAAAGGAUAUAAUGAUAAAAUGACCAUCCCUUCGCAAAGAAUUAACUGAAGACAACGCCGAGCCGACGUCAUCUCCAGCGAGUUCCAAGCAGUCCAAGUCCUCAGUGCAGGCAAGAAUUGUUCUUAUUAGAACAAACUACGAAGACGACGUCCAGCCAAACCUCCGGGUCACUUGUCAUCGGCAGUGGCCACUUGGAGAAUACACCGGACGUCACCGUAUCCAGCGGGGCCGAUCCCUGGCCCCCAGUAGAGCCGUUCAUAGGCUAUCCAGCAGGGCCGCUCCCUGGUAUUCCGCCGGGCCGACCCCAGGCCUACUACUGGGCCGAUCCGAGUAUACUACAGGGCCGUUCCAAGGCACACUGCCUGCCGCCAUUGGGGCCGCUUCCAGGUUCCAUCCAUGGUAG